Messenger RNA from Blastomyces dermatitidis ER-3, 3021 nucleotides. RefSeq names its product bifunctional purine biosynthesis protein ADE17. Gene Ontology annotation, biological process: 'de novo' IMP biosynthetic process. Bases 455 to 2242 code for a protein of 595 amino acids. The record is from RefSeq and is a predicted model, not a curated record. Gene Ontology annotation, molecular function: IMP cyclohydrolase activity; phosphoribosylaminoimidazolecarboxamide formyltransferase activity. NCBI's taxonomy places the organism in Eukaryota, Fungi, Ascomycota, Eurotiomycetes, Onygenales, Ajellomycetaceae. The transcript has 5 exons. Gene Ontology annotation, cellular component: cytosol.
UUUUUUUUGCGUUGUUCGUGGAAAAGAAGAAGAAAGAAAAAAAAAAAGGCGGCGGAGGAAAAUUUCGAGAUGGUUUUGAGGGCUAGGAGGGGGUCAUGUGAUGCGACGUGGUGUUUGUCUUGUUUGGCGCGGCAUCGCAGGACGGGGAUUACAUAAGAUCGCGCUGGUUGGUGGGGGUUUGAUCUUCGAGCCAGAAAAAGAAAAAAAGACGAGAAAAGGUGCGUAUUAUUCAGGAGGGGAAGCGGAUUUAUGAAGUAACUUGGAGUAUUUUUUUUGUUUUUUUCGUUUUACUUUAUUUACUCCCGUUCCCUCUAUUUCCUUUUUCUUACUAUAUUUUAGCCAACUGUCAGCGAGACAGCUAUAGCAAUUGGAUAUUCUAAACCUCCUGGUGCUAAAGAAAUCCCUCGACCCUACCAAGCUCGACAGGCCUGCUCUCAGGUAUUUUCGGAAUAAGAUGGCGCAGAAGUCGGCGAUCCUGUCGGUCUACGACAAAACUGGCUUGCUAGAUCUGGCCAAGGGCCUCAUCCAAUACAAUGUUCGCUUGCUCGCGUCUGGCGGUACGGCGAAGAUGAUUCGGGAGGCUGGAUUUCCGGUUGAGGAUGUAUCCGCCAUCACGCACGCCCCCGAAAUGCUGGGUGGUCGUGUGAAGACCCUUCAUCCUGCAGUCCACGGCGGAAUCCUCGCCCGGAAUAUCGAGUCCGACGAACAGGAUCUGGCAGACCAGAAGAUCGCGAAGGUCGACUAUGUCGUCUGCAACCUAUACCCAUUCAAGGAGACUGUGGCCAAGGUCAAUGUUACCAUGGAGGAGGCUGUCGAGGAAAUUGAUAUUGGAGGUGUCACACUACUGCGCGCUGCGGCUAAGAACCAUGCCCGGGUCACCAUUCUCAGCGAUCCGAGCGAUUACCCGGAAUUCCUAAGCCAGUUGGAGGCGGGGGAUGUUUCAGAGAAGAACCGGAAGCUUUAUGCUCUCAAGGCGUUUGAGCACACUGCAGACUAUGACGAGGCGAUCUCAGGCUUCUUCAGGAAGCAGUACGCUGCUGGUACACAGUACAUGCCGCUUCGUUAUGGCGCGAAUCCACACCAGAAACCCGCUUGCGCCUUCACCAGGCAGGGCCAGCUCCCAUUCAGGGUCCUUGGCGGGUCUCCAGGAUAUAUCAACCUUCUCGACGCUUUGAACGCAUGGCCACUCGUUAAAGAAUUGAAGCAGGCCCUAGGCUACCCAGCUGCCGCCAGCUUCAAGCACGUUUCUCCCGCCGGUGCCGCCAUUGGCGUCCCACUGAACGAGAAGGAGAAGAAGGUCUACAUGGUCGACGAUAUCGCCGGCAUCGACGAGUCGGGAUUGGCACAGGCAUACGCCCGCGCCAGAGGCGCAGACCGCAUGUCCAGUUUCGGCGACGUCAUCGCCCUCUCCGACAUCGUCGACGUCCCUACCGCCAAGAUCAUCUCCCGUGAAGUCUCCGACGGCGUCAUCGCGCCAGGCUACACCCCCGAGGCCCUAGCCCUCCUCACCAAGAAAAAGGGCGGCAAAUAUCUCGUCCUCCAAAUGGACGAGGCCUAUAACCCGCCCGCCGACGAAACCCGCUCCGUCUACGGCGUCCAGCUCUCCCAACACCGCAACGACGCCACCAUCCACCCCAACAGCUCCUUCACCUCCAUCGUCACACCCAAGGACCUGAAGAAACUCCCCGACUCCGCCCUGCGCGACCUCACCGUCGCCACCAUCGCGCUCAAAUACACUCAGUCGAACUCCGUCUGCUACGCGCUGAACGGGCAAGUCAUCGGCCUCGGCGCGGGCCAGCAGAGCCGCAUCCACUGCACGCGCCUGGCGGGCGAUAAGGCAGAUAACUGGUGGAUGCGGUUCCAUGAGCGGGCGCUGAGUAUACGGUGGAAACCGGGGACGAAGCGGGCGGAGAAGAGUAAUGCGAUUGAUAUGUUGUGUUCCGGACAGGUGCCGGGCAAUGCCGUUGAGAAGGCGGAUUUUGAGAAGGUGUUUGAGGACGGGUGUGUGCCUGUGCCGUUUACGGUUGAGGAGCGGGAUGGGUGGUUGGAGCAGUUGGGAGAGGUGGCGGUCUCGUCGGAUGCUUUUUUCCCCUUCGUUGACAACGUGUUCCGCGCCGCACGGUCUGGUGUUAAAUACAUCGCUGCACCGAGCGGAAGCCAGAAUGAUGGUCCUGUCUUUGAGACGGCGGAGAAACUGGGGAUUGUGUUCGUGGAGCAGGGGAUUCGGUUGUUCCAUCACUGAUUUUUUUAUUUUAUUUUCUUAUACAUGUUUCUUUAUUUCUUCGAUUAUGUUUCCUGAUUAACCACUGGAGGUCUAAAAAUGGAAAAAUAGAUAACUAUAAAAGUCGACGGCGAUGUUUAUGUUGAUUGUUAUUUUUGAAUUGUGAUGGGUUCUGAUUCACCCUGAUGUGAAGCGGAGGCGCCUGAAUGCCUAGGUAUUCCGAAGUAAUGCAAAACAUAUAUAUAUAUAUAUUCGAGCACGGGCAUAGGGUAUGUACAGCACAUGAUAUAUAUAUUUCAUUAACUAAAUGCAUUCGGGAGAUUUGGUGGGAGGCUCUAGACUACACAAAACCAGUAACUGAGUACUCCGUAACUCGGCACUUUUUAUGCCUUUUUGCUUACAUGGUUUUCGCGCUGAUUGGAAAAGAGAGAAGAGUGUCAGUCAGCUCCUAUAUUCGUCACCUUUGUGCUGCUACGGGGUUUAUGAUAUGAUAUGGUAAUGACGCUACUCGCGGAAGUCAUUUCUUUCUCUCUCAAUGCGCCAGGGCCCGGAGACUGGAUCGUCUUCACUUUUCCUUCAUGAUGGAAGGGGGAGAAGGAAAGGGAAGCAAUUGGAGAGUUGGGGACAAGGGAAGAUGGAAGGGGAGAUGAAGUCACGAUAUUAUUGCAACCGUUCCUGUUCUGAAGUGACAAAAAGGAUAAUAAUAACCUAUGAGAAAUAUGAAGACGCAGAUGUAUAAUUUCUUUCAUGUAUAGUUAAUAUGUAGUAAAUAAAUAAUAAAUAUCCCCUAACUAACGCAA